Venustampulla echinocandica is the source of this 2001-nucleotide messenger RNA. RefSeq lists its product as uncharacterized. Lineage: Eukaryota; Fungi; Ascomycota; Leotiomycetes; Helotiales; Pleuroascaceae. The coding region runs from base 1 to 2001 and encodes 666 amino acids. The transcript has 2 exons. The record is from RefSeq and is a predicted model, not a curated record.
AUGGACCGUCACCAGGCCGAACAGGUCUUGCCACCGCCAUCGUCGAGCAUGUCAGGACAAGCUCCCCCAAACCUGACCAUCAGAACCUCGACGCAGCCACCGGCUCUGUCGACAGCAGCCCAACAUGCAUCCUCCUCGUCGCCGCCAGACCCGUCGCAGUCCGGUUAUCCCAAACGGAUACCCAUCGAAAAGCAAGAGAAAGCAUUGAGACUCUACAUAGAUUAUCAAUCUGCCACGCUGGAGGAGGAAUUAGCGCGGCGAGAGCCUCAGUCUGCCACAACGUUCCGCGACGGUUAUUAUCUCACCGUACCGGUCGCCUCUGCCCCCCAUUCCGUCACAUCGCGUACAUCUUCAAGGCGCCGUAGGGCGAUCUCGGUGUCUACUUCUGCCUGUGGUGCGGUGACUGACAUGUCGUCGGUCAUGUCUUUUGACGGCAAGGAGAGCCCAUCCUCGGCGAAGCCCCGGGCCCAACCCGAAUUCACAACUUUUGACGGAAAAAAGUUGAAGCAGCGAGUUCGAAGUCGGCUAUCACCGAAAGCCAAGGCAAAAGCUGCUCUGGUGCGCUGGCUUGGGUCGUGUCCGUCUUGUCAUAAACGAAGGGUGCCUUGUCCACUUCAACAUCACGAUAUAGAUACGCUUAAAAAGCUGCAUCAGGCCAUGCCACCAGAACGUCCGCCAUAUUCCCCUUCAAACCAUCAAUCAUGUUCUUCGGUUUCGGGUAUCUCGCAGAGAAGUGGUACAUCUAGCUUUGCUGGCCAGCGUGUCGUCGGGGUAUCACAGACCGACGCCCUGAUGGGUUUGGGUCAAAAUGAACAGCUUCUCAAGACCUCGGCGGACUGUGACAUCAUGGACAUCCAAUCCCCUGGUGGCGGCUUGACUGACCCCUUGGCUGAGAUCUCAGCUUCAGGCACCCCCUAUCAGACCUUUCCAGACCUCUCGAGUCCGUAUUCCCAAUACCAAGAUGGUGACAUGUUUCCGCUUGGUGUUCGGCGUGGAUUCUUCUACUGUCAACAUCUUGAUGGGUCCUGUUUUGCGCGUUUUGAGGACCCUGAAUCAUUACAAUUCCAUUUCGAGAUUGCGCAUUUUUCCUUUACUCGGAUCAAGCCCGCGCAUCGUUUCGUGUGUUCCAACUGUCAACGCCUGAACAAUAUGGAUUCGGCUCCAUGUUACAACUGCGGGGCCCAGGGGUUAAUUGAGCUCUGGAUAUAUGGCAAUUUCAUUCGUACUCCUCCAUACCACCGCUCCCCACCAGAUGAUCAGGAUUUGCGAAUGAAAGCUUCUAUUUCUGGUUUUCUACCACCUUACGGUGCCCCAACCGUAAAUCCUCAAAUGGAUCCAGACCUGAAUAAUGGCCACUUUAAUGGCGAUAUCGACCCAAGCAGUUACGACUUUGACACAAACAAUAUGUAUGGCGGUUCAGAUUUUGGCAGCCAGAACUUCGACUUUGAUUCGCAGGAUAGGUCACCCUCAAGUAACAAUCACUUCCAGGGGGCGUUUUUUAGGACCGCUAAGCAGGUCGCAGAGCACAUCACCCAUGUGUCUCAAACUUCACGGAUAACGACUGCUAUUGGGAAGAUUUAUGACCAGAAAGCAUCUAUAUCUUUUGCGUUGCUCCUUGUAAUGGCAAUUGCAUUCGGAUUCACGUACGAGUCAGCUAUGGUCUGUGUCCAACGAGCGCUAGCACUCGCAGCGGCAACGUUUCACACACACUCGCCCGCUAUUGGCUUCAUGAGCAUUCUAUUUUCUUUCGCCAUGUAUUCUUCGAUGAAGCAUUUUAGCAUCCGGCGCGGUCAGCGAGCACCUUGCGUACGUAUUCCUCCACGGUUGCGACUAUUUGACCGCUGUGCUAAUAAUGGACUCGUUAGCGACUCCCUCGACAUUCCUCUCUCUACCGCAAGACUCGGUUCUCGUUUAAGUGCAGGCAGACAGCGCCUGGCACUUAUAUCCACAGCGGGCAUGCGCCAUUAUGAAUAUGAAAGAUCUGGUAACGACUACGUAUGA